AUGGAUCGCAGUCCUAGAACUUUAGAGAUAGUUGUCUGUGUUGUUCUGAUUUCUAGCAGUGUGAUUGGAAAUACACUGUUAGUUUAUUGUACAAGGAGAUGCAUCAGUGAGCAUUUGCGAACCUCAUUUGUGUUUAUUUUCAGUCUUGCUUAUGUCCAUCUCAUAAACAGCUUGGUGGUGGAUGUCUUAAAGAUUGUUUAUGCCUCUGGUGUUGGGCUGGAUUCAGCUGGCUGCAAAGCUUUCAUGUUCACAACAACUUCUACUACUUCUCUUGGCAUAUGGUUCACAUUAUAUGUUGCUUGGCUCUAUUGCUUUAAAUUGUGUCGAAUAGUGCAUCCUCCAGUUGAAGCUCCAAGCACAAAUCAUCAGAAGUUUCAUUUGGUCUUAGUUUUUGCUCUCUGGAUUGCUGCUUUGGGGGCCUGCUCCCCACUUUUGAUAUAUACAGGAAAGACUGAAAAGCAGAAGAAAGGAAAUGAAACUUAUCAGCAAUUCAACAGCCUAAUCUAUACUGAAUGCAAAACAGAAUACAACAAUUACCAUAUAGAAACUUUCUAUGGAAAAAUAUUUUUAGUAGUGAUUGAUCUUCUCCCACUGCUGGUUAUGCUUCUUGUUGGCCUCCGAAUAAUACAUCUCCUUUGGGGACACAAGAAGGCAACAUAUGGAGAUGUAUGGAUUGGACAGGAUGCAGCUGAAAAAGAGGUCAUCAGAGCAUGUAAAUUUGUCCUGCUCUUAAUAUUGUUGAUCACUUCAUUCUGGACUUCUUACUUUGUCCUCUUUUACUGCCUGAAACAUUUUAAAUCUUGCUACUUUGCACCACCGGUGUUGACACUUCUGUCUUCAGGAUACUCAGCUGUCAGUCCUUAUCUUCUUAUGUUGAUUAACUACAAAGUACAAGUGAAGGUGAGGUGUUUUUCCUGUAACGGUGAGAAGAAAUCUGUUUCUCUGUCAACUGUAUCCCCGUCUGUUGAUGUCUCUCCAUAUGCUUAG
Molecule: messenger RNA, 987 nt
Organism: Anolis carolinensis (green anole)
Lineage: Eukaryota; Metazoa; Chordata; Lepidosauria; Squamata; Anolidae
Gene: ancv1r
Product: ancient vomeronasal 1 receptor
Biological process (GO): G protein-coupled receptor signaling pathway; sensory perception of taste
Cellular component (GO): membrane
Molecular function (GO): bitter taste receptor activity; G protein-coupled receptor activity
Source: RefSeq, marked validated